AUGCCCGAAGAAACCAGUGAGCUCCUAGAAACAAAGUCGAUCACUACCUUCGACGACUUACCACCAGAAUUGAUACUUUACAUCUUUGAAUAUCUUUCCAUGACUGAUCGAUAUAAAUCUUUCUUCGAUUAUGAUACUCGUCUCCGUCAGCUUGUUAAACGAUGGACAACAUACAGUCGAGAAGCACUCAACGCUGACAUCAAAAAACUUUCUACCGAUCAUAGUUGUUACAAGCAUUUAUCAUUCGAAAACGGUGGUACAGAAUUCAUUGUUGCUCCUGAGGGAUCAGAAAGACGUAGAUAUCCCAUUAAUCCACAAACCAUCGAUACUUCCAGUUUUCAUUGGUCUUUUCAUAUGACUAAACACCAAAUACAAAUUCCUGAUGAACGUAUUCGUAAAAUCCUUUUUCGUCACACGUUUCGACUCAAUCCAUUUUUUUAUCACCAACCUGGAAUUGCAUCUACGAAACAACAUGAUAAAAAACACCAGCGUUCUUUUUAUGAUGGUGAUAUCAUUUUUUCGAAACGACAUAGUAACUAUUUUGAACCAUGGAUCCAACGUAAUUAUCUCGAAGUUGCUGAUGAGAUUUUUAAAAAUCCUCAGACUAUAGUCGAGAAAGCACUUAUGCCCGUCGGCGAAGCUGAAUGGUUGAAAGCAAAUCGAAUCAUUCAAAAAGAGGUUGAUCAAGUGUGGGAAGAACUAAGGAGUCUAGAAGAUUUCAAUCCAUUAAAAAUACAAUAUACUUACGAAUUUCUAAAUAAAUGGAAUUUUUGA
Molecule: messenger RNA, 774 nt
Organism: Rotaria socialis
Lineage: Eukaryota; Metazoa; Rotifera; Eurotatoria; Philodinida; Philodinidae
Source: the annotation of a GenBank genome assembly